Carya illinoinensis is the source of this 900-nucleotide messenger RNA. Its product is annotated as nucleolin-like. The record is from RefSeq and is a predicted model, not a curated record. NCBI's taxonomy places the organism in Eukaryota, Viridiplantae, Streptophyta, Magnoliopsida, Fagales, Juglandaceae. The transcript is spliced from 3 exons. The coding region runs from base 189 to 692 and encodes 167 amino acids.
AUUUACACACUUCUAGAACCAUAUACUAAACUAGUCAAGCGGCAAUGCGGUAAAUUCCCCAAUUCUCAAACCCUAAUCUUAAACCCCUCAAUUUCCAAAACCCUAAACCCUCUCUUUUGAGAAAGUUUUGUUUCGAAUACCUUCUCCUUUAAUUAGGGUUCUUUUGUCUCCCUUCUAGUUAGACAAAUAUGGAUACUCUUCGUUCGAACACUGUAGUCUCGGAAGGUUUUCUCUGCUCUGUGGUGGAGGCUAUGGUGGUUGAGAUUGCCAUUGUCGCUGCCAAGUCUCUUGCUUGCUCUCUCUUGAUGAUGGGAAUUAUGCCAAAGGGAAUAGAUGUUUUGCCCAAAGAGGCUGAUACAUCUGGAGGGUUUCCAAUUUCUGAGGUGCAUGCAGUGAAGAAAUCUGGUCCCGAGAACAAAGACUCUAGUGAAACAGAGGAUGACGAAGAUGAAGAUGAUGAUGAUGCCGUGGAUGAUGGGGAAAAUGAUGGAGGUAAUGAUGAUGAUGCAUAUGGUGAUGAUGAUGACGAUGAUGGGGAUCCUGCAGAUGAGCUUGAGGCUAAUGGUGAUGGUGGAAGUGAAGAAGACGACGACGAUGACGAAGAGGAAGAAGACGAUGAUGAUGAGGAUGAGGAGGAAGAAGAGGAGGACGAGGAAGAGACACCCCAGCCACCUGCAAAGAAGAGGAAAUGAAAGUUUGAUUUUUGCAUCUAUUUUCCUCUCUCUCUCUCUCUCUCUCUCUCUCUCAGUGAUUUUGAAAUCUUUGGUUGGGUUGUAGUGGAGGUUCGGGUAGUAAAAACCCAGCAUGGAAGGUUCAGUUUGUCUGUCAACAUAGACUAGAAAAGUCUCUAGUACUUGAUUGACUUUAUUAUAUCUUCUCAUUCUAAUUUUUACGGCUCUA